Molecule: messenger RNA, 1872 nt
Organism: Elgaria multicarinata webbii
Lineage: Eukaryota; Metazoa; Chordata; Lepidosauria; Squamata; Anguidae
Product: vomeronasal type-2 receptor 26-like
Exons: 4
Coding region: 1-1872 (623 amino acids)
Biological process (GO): G protein-coupled receptor signaling pathway
Cellular component (GO): plasma membrane
Molecular function (GO): G protein-coupled receptor activity
Source: RefSeq, a predicted model, not a curated record
AUGGAUGAUGAUAGUGGAGAACUUUUUGUCAAGAACAUCCUGCGAAUCCUUAAUCAGAGAGGUAUAUGUCCCGCCUUUACAGCAAAAAUUGCCAAAAUGGUGUUUUUUGAUGACUUCUUAAAUGUGCAAGCAAACUGGAAUAAAACAUUUGUGGAUCUUAUAGAAAAGAAAGCCAAUGUUAUUGUAGUCCAUGGGGAAACUAAGACCAUGUUAUGUUUGAGAAUGUUGUUGCGUGGAGGAGAAAAUGAUUCGGAUAAAGUGUUCGGUAAAGUAUGGAUUAUGGUGGCCCAGUUGGAUUUUGCUGCUUUGGCCAUUCAUAAAGAUUGGGAUAUAGAAACCUUCCAUGGUGCCUUAGCCUUCACAACCCACUCACAUGAGGUGCCAGGAUUCCAAUAUUUCCUUCAGAAUUUAAGGCCUCAUUUAGACCAUGGAGAUGGCUUCAUCCAAACAUUCUGGGAGCAAGCAUUUGGCUGUUCAUUUGCAAAUUCUGGUUCUAAUGAGGAAGAUGUAAAAUCAUGCACCGGGGAAGAGAAGUUGGAGAGCGUUCCUGGGCCUUUCUUUGAAAUGAGCAUGACUGGCCAUAGCUACAUGAUCUAUAAUACUGCACAUAUUUUGGCAAAUUCUGUACAUGCCAUGCACUCAUCCAAAUCCAUGUUCAAAGUAAUGGCAGCCAGAAAGAGGCUGGAGCAUAAUUAUAUGCAUCCGUGGCAGCUCCAUCAUAUUCUGAGGAACUUCUCAUUUAACAACAGCGCUGGUGAGACAGUGUUUUUGAAUGAGAAUGGGGAGUUUACAACAUGGUUUGAUAUUAUAAAUGUGAUUACUUUCCCCAAUAACUCCUUUGCCAGAGUGAAAGUUGGAAGGAUGAAUCCUUGGACUCUUUCAGGCAAAGAUUUCAGCAUUGAUGAGGAUGCCAUUAUAUGGCCCAGAAGCUUUAACCAGGUGAUACCCCUUUCUCUCUGCAAUGAUGUCUGCCAUCCUGGUAAUCAGAAGAAAAAGGUGGAAGGGAAGCCAUUUUGCUGCUAUGAUUGUGCUCUGUGUCCAAAAGGGAAGAUUUCUCAACAAGCAGACCACUUGGGGAUGAGCUUAGGCAUUUCCACACUUGCCUUUUCUUUGAUCUCAUCCCUGGUGCUAGGAGUCUUUAUAAUGCAUCACAACACUCCUAUUGUCAAAGCCAAUAACCGGAACCUCACCUACACUCUCCUCAUCUCCCUCGAGCUGUGCUUCCCUUGUGCUUUGUUGUUCAUUGGCCGACCAGAGAAGGCGAUGUGUCUCCUCCAACAAAUUGCAUUUGGCAUGGUCUUCUCACUGGCUGUGUCUUGUGUGUUAGCAAAAACCAUCACUGUGGUUCUGGCUUUCAUGGCCACCAAGCCUGGAAGCAGCAUGAGGAAGUGGAUGGGGAAAACAGUGGCCAACUCCAUUAUUGUUUUGUGCUCACUUGUUCAAGCAAGCAUUUCAGCUGUGUGGUUGGCUACCUCUCCCCCUUUCCCAGACAGUGACAUGAACUCAGUGGCUGAAGAAAUUGUACUGAAAUGUAAUGAGGGAUCCGUAACUAUGUUUUAUUUUGUCCUUGGCUAUAUGGGCUUGCUGGCUUUUGUCAGCUUCAUUGUGGCUUUCCAGGCCAGGAAGUUACCUGACUCUUUUAAUGAAGCUAAGUUCAUCACUUUCAGCAUGCUGGUGUUUUGUAGUGUUUGGUUAUCCUUUGUUCCAAGCUACCUGAGCAGCAAGGGGAGAUACAUGGUAGCUGUGGAGAUCUUUUCUAUAUUAGCCUCCAGUGCUGGGCUGCUGUGUUUCAUCUUCUUCCCUAAAUGUUAUGUUAUUGUGCUGAGGCCUGAGCUGAACAAAAGAGAGCAGCUAUUAAAGAGAAAAAAAUGA